CCGGAGCCAGUACGUUUCGAUUUGUAUGGGUUUGCUAUCAAUAAUUACAUGUACAGUAAAUUUAAGUGACAGGUAAUUCAUUCUGUGCGUUUUUCUAGACCCUCGACAGGCUCACCCGAAAUGGCAAAUCCGAAGUACGCUGAUCUUCCGGGAAUAGCGUACGAGCAGCCGGAUAUUUACGAGACAGAAGACCUGCCGGAGUCGGACCAAUUGAUUUCGGACGUGGGCGUGGACCAAUCCGACAGUGUUAACACGCUGACGGUUACCUUGACAGAAGCUUAUGACAAGUUCAAGGAUUGUAUGGUGGACGCUUCGACCGUUGAUUUUACAGAGGGCAUCUCAAGGCAGCCGAGGAAAGGCUACAAUGUCACCUCUGGUGAAUGGGAGAUGGCUGGGGACAAGGAGCCUGAAAACCUGCAACAGAAGUACCAGCGGCUCCAGUUUGAAGUCCGCGAGCUGCUCGAUGAAGUGCAAUCCAUCAAGGAAAGUGCCCAAGAAGGAGACCAGGGUGGCCUGACAGAGUCAGCCUACCUGUUGCAGCAGGCACAGCUUAUACAGAAGAUGCUGUUGGACUUGGACCUGGAGCGCGUGCUCGGGGCACCGACCCUGCAGGCACUCUCUGACCCUCAGGGCACGCUGCACAGGACGCUGGUGAGCCAGUUAGAGCGACUUCGCACCGGUCCCCCUCCAGCUGCCCCUCAAGUCCAAGAGAAGCCACCUGCUGAGCCUUCUCAGGACGCAGUGCAGACCACCAUCAAGGUAGCUGGCUUGGAGGAACGUAUCAAGAAGCUGGAGAACCUGGUUGGGACUGAUUCUCAAAAACUGUCAAUGCUUACGAGUCACACAAGUGGCAACUGCCUUACGGAGAUAGCGCAGCUGCUUUGUUCACGGCUGCACCUGCUUGAAUCGUCGCACCUAGACCAGGUGGAAGCACGGCUGUCACUGCUCCAGCAGAAGAUGCAACAGUGUGCCGACAAAAAGACUGCCCUGGAAGAGAUUGACAAAACUGGCAAGGUCAAUGAACUGUACGAGUUGCUGAAGAAAGCAGAUGCCAUGGGGAACUCGCUCAACCAGGUUGUUGAGCGGCUGGUUUGCCUUCAGGGCGUGCACGAACAUGCGUUGCAGUUUUCCAAGGCAAUCUCUCAACUGGACCUUGUGCAGCAGCACUUGUCGCUAGCGCUCAAGAGCAAUGAGAAGAACUUGGCAGAGGCACAGAAGAAUUUUGCAGAGAACACCGAGACCAUAACAAAGAACUUGGCUUUGCUGGAAGCGAAGAUGGCUGCCCUCAAGAAGUAACACCCCAGCGGCUGGCUGAUAUGCAAUUUCCUGGUGUCUGAAUGGAGCUACAUACUGUGAUUAUGUGUGGGAAGAACUUUUAUUAAACUAUGCCACCUCAUA
This is a messenger RNA of Dermacentor silvarum, 1398 nucleotides long. RefSeq names its product dynactin subunit 2 (gene DCTN2-p50). The transcript is spliced from 13 exons. Gene Ontology annotation, cellular component: centrosome; cytoplasm; dynactin complex. Gene Ontology annotation, biological process: mitotic spindle organization. Lineage: Eukaryota; Metazoa; Arthropoda; Arachnida; Ixodida; Ixodidae. The record is from RefSeq and is a predicted model, not a curated record. The coding region runs from base 121 to 1296 and encodes 391 amino acids.